CAACCGAUUGUCUCCACACACACACACCUGAACUCCAAAGAUAAUAGUGUGACACCAACUCAUCUAAUGACACUGUUUCCUCAACUGCUCCAUGGUGCCUGGAAGAGAGGAUAAUUUUUAUUUGUUGUCACAUUAUGAGCGCCACUUUGCCGCCUCCACCGGAACUUCAUAGCUAUAAUUCAAACAAUGGACAUUUGAGCAGGAAACCCGAAUCUCUGUGUCGCGUAUGUGGCGACAAGGCUUCCGGUAAGCAUUAUGGCGUCUUGAGUUGUGAUGGCUGUCGUGGUUUUUUCAAGAGAAGCAUUCGACGAAAUCUAGAUUAUGUUUGUAAAGAGAAUGGCCAAUGCAUUGUAGAUGUUGCCAGGAGAAACCAGUGUCAGGCUUGUCGUUUCAAAAAAUGUCUAGAAGUUAAGAUGAAUAAGGAUGCUGUUCAGCACGAACGUUCUCCAAGAUGUUUCCAGUAUAAAAAGGAAAAUAUAGAUGAACACAGUCAUAAAACUGGGUAUCCAUAUGAUUUCGAUGAGUUCUUUGAAAGCCGUCAAUAUCACCAUUAUCCACCAUUUAAUGCUAAUUUGAGGGUACCAGAGUUUCCAACGUACAGACCAAGCCCUGUUUAUCCUCCCGCAUUUGCCCUUCAGUAUCAGCACGAACAACGUCGACACCAUGCUUUGCAGUCACACUUUUCCUCUUGCAACGUUAACAUCGAUGUACGUACAAAAUACAGCCACUUUAACAGCGAUGGUAGCAGCAAUGCCUCCACAAACAGUUCUCCGACGCAGCCAACGUUAGUUAACACUAGCAGAUGUUCAACACCAUCAGAUAACGCAAAUGAUAAAAUUGACAGGUCUGACAAUAAAAGUGAAAGAAUGACUCCAUCCCCUCAACCGGCUUCUACUUCCUCAUCAGAAAAUGGAUCCCCAGCAUCUGACAAAAGUGACAGUCCAAACGUCACAUCAUCCACAAGUCCAAAAAGUUCAUCUGAAGAGUCACCAAAACUAACACCAAGGGUUCUUCCGUUCUCUCCACCGUCAUCUGCCUAUCAGCAAUCAAUUCACCAGCCAGUCCCAAAAUAUACACAAGUUGCAGUGACUUCAGACAAUGCUCUCUUGGCUAAUGAUAAUAUCUACGAAACAGCGGCUAGACUUCUUUUCAUGUGUGUGAAAUGGGCCAGAAGUAUCCCAUCAUUCCUACAGCUUCCAUUUAGGGAUCAAGCUAUUCUUCUCGAGGAAUCUUGGUGCGAAUUAUUCAUUCUAAGUGCAGCACAAUGGUCUCUGCCUAUUGACAUUGGGACACUUAUGACAAACAAUGGAUAUUCAUUGGACGCAAAUACUGGAGACAGGAGUUUCCUUAUAGCAGCACAGCUGAGAUUAGUCCAGGAUAUCAUAUCGAGACUAAACGCAAAUCGUGUGGACACGACAGAAUACGCAUGCUUAAAAGCAUUGGUUUUGUUCAAACCUGAAGCUCGUGGUAUACGGGAUUAUUUUCAAAUAGAACUACUGCAAGACCAAGCGCAGUUGAUGUUGAAUGACUACAUUUUGACGAACCAAUCCUCUAACAAGUUUAGAUUUGGAAAGCUGUUGUUACUGCUUCCGGUGCUACGAACUCUGAGUCCACGUGCCGUCGAAGAUGUAUUUUUUCGUCGAACAAUUGGAAGUAUUCCGAUUGAAAGACUGUUAUGUGACAUGUUUAAGUCUAGUUAAAAUGAACUUUACUUUACUUUGUUGAUUUUGAACGUUCAUGUUGUGUUUAGUGCGUGUGUUGUCAUUAUUUAUUUUUGUCAGAUCAUGAAAUAUGUCUGCGUUAAAA
Mytilus californianus (California mussel) is the source of this 1806-nucleotide messenger RNA. RefSeq names its product nuclear receptor subfamily 2 group E member 1-like. Gene Ontology annotation, molecular function: RNA polymerase II cis-regulatory region sequence-specific DNA binding; nuclear receptor activity; zinc ion binding. Lineage: Eukaryota; Metazoa; Mollusca; Bivalvia; Mytilida; Mytilidae. Gene Ontology annotation, biological process: regulation of transcription by RNA polymerase II; anatomical structure development; cell differentiation. The transcript is spliced from 7 exons. The record is from RefSeq and is a predicted model, not a curated record. Bases 135 to 1700 code for a protein of 521 amino acids.